Molecule: messenger RNA, 927 nt
Organism: Homalodisca vitripennis (glassy-winged sharpshooter)
Lineage: Eukaryota; Metazoa; Arthropoda; Insecta; Hemiptera; Cicadellidae
Exons: 4
Coding region: 400-783 (127 amino acids)
Source: RefSeq, a predicted model, not a curated record
GCAGGGUCUGGAGGAGAGUCUGCGCAGAGUCGCAUGGUACCAGGCGCAGGAGCUGUCGACUGCGCAGUUGAUGAUGGAGGGGACAAGCGCACAGGGCUGUGUCGAAGGCAUCUCUACUUUCAUGCCUAAAGCUAUAGAUAAUGAGGUAUCCUCCUACCAGGAUUGUGCGGCUGACGUUCUUGCCCAGACUGCGUCGUGCAGCCGCCAAUCUAACAAGAGUAACUACCAACUACCAGAACGCUUACCACAGGGCUCUAACAGGCAUCGACAGCUGCGUCAAGACCUACCCCAAUAAGGACUCUCUUAGUAGGCUGAAGACUUGUGUGGAAGCGUGGAACAAGAAACUACUUCACUGUGGCAAACAAUACCAGGAGCUACAACGCCUUCGUCAGUCCGGCCAUGACGAUCUUCACUACAGCAGCAGAGUGCGCUCAAACUGCUGCGAAAAAUGUGGUCGCCAAGGGAUGGGAGUUCUUGCAGAAGCUAGUGCACUGUGCGAAGCUGAGCGAAAAUAUAGACGCGCAGGCGUAUGAGGAACAGGUGUCCACAGGAUACUCCAACUACUUGACCCAGAACGACCCUCACCUCUCAGGUCCAGCUAGCUCAGGCCCUCAACAGCCAACAAGUCAGCCAGAUAGAAGAGAAGAUGUUGUUCUACUACGAUCUGCAGAAGAGAGCCCUGGAGAGUUACGUCAUAGAGUCCAGAGGAUCCGGCCACUACUUGUCUCAAGUUGUCGGUUAUCUCUCAGGAUACUACUCCACCAUCGCGGCCACAUCCAGUGACAACCCGGGCGAGGUUCACUGUUCCACCUCAGCUUACUCGGCUCUUAGUGCCGUUGCGAAUACUGGUUCAUCAGCAGCCUUGGCGUGCGGACCGGAAUAUCGUCGGAGGACACCAAAUAUCGUCUCUCCAAAGUUAACAACGAA